AUGGCGCAUCACUGCUGCAGCAAACAGAAAGUCAAGAGAGGCCUGUGGUCUCCUGAAGAAGAUGAGAAGCUUAUCAAAUAUUUCACCGCUCAUGGCCAGGACUCUUGGAGUUCUGUUGCCAAACUCGCAGGGUUACAGAGAUGUGGGAAGAGUUGCAGAUUGAGAUGGAUAAACUACUUGAGACCAGAUCUGAAAAGGGGUUCAUUUACAGAGCAAGAAGAGAGGACUAUCAUCGAUGUUCAUAGAAUUCAUGGCAACAGAUGGGCGCAAAUAGCGAAGCAUUUGCCUGGAAGAACUGACAAUGAGGUCAAGAAUUUUUGGAACUCAUGCAUUAAAAAGAAACUUCUUGCUCAAGGGAUUGAUCCCAACACUCACAAUCUCCUCUCUCCUUCUCAAUUUUUUCAUAACAAUACUUCCAACAAUAUUGUAGCAUGCAACACAACAACAAGAAGCAGCAGCUUCUUCCUCCAAUGUUCCUCCUAA
Pistacia vera is the source of this 483-nucleotide messenger RNA. RefSeq names its product transcription factor MYB86-like. Lineage: Eukaryota; Viridiplantae; Streptophyta; Magnoliopsida; Sapindales; Anacardiaceae. The record is from RefSeq and is a predicted model, not a curated record. The transcript is spliced from 2 exons. Bases 1 to 483 code for a protein of 160 amino acids.